This is a messenger RNA of Staurois parvus, 628 nucleotides long. Lineage: Eukaryota; Metazoa; Chordata; Amphibia; Anura; Ranidae. The record is from the annotation of a GenBank genome assembly.
GGAUUUUCCACAUCUCUCUCUGUUCCUUCCUUCCUGUUUAGUGCUAGUCUGUAGUCUCUGGUCAUCCGCUGUAGUAUGUCCACAGUCUUUGAUCAUCUCCUGUACUAUGUCCGCAGUCUCUGGUCAUCCGCUGUAGUAUGUCCACAGUCUUUGAUCAUCUCCUGUACUAUGUCCGCAGUCUCUGGUCAUCUCUUGUACUAUGUCUGCAGUCUCUGGUCAUCUCCUGUACUGUGUCCGCAGUCUUUGAUCAUCUCCUAUACUAUGUCCGUAGUCUCUGGGCAUCUCCUGUACUAUGUCUGCAGUCUCUGGUCAUCUCCUGUACUAUGUCUGCAGUCUUUGAUCAUCUCCUGUACUAUGUCCGCAGUCUCUGGUCAUCUCCUGUACUAUGUCCGCAGUCUUUGAUCAUCUCCUGUACUAUGUCUGCAGUCUUUGAUCAUCUCCUGUACUAUGUCCAUAGUCUCUGGGCAUCUCCUGUACUAUGUCCAUAGUCUCUGGUCAUCUCCUGUACUAUGUCUGCAGUCUCUGGUCAUCUCCUGUACUAUGUGCGCAGUCUCUGGUCAUCCCCUGUACUGUGUCCGCAGUCUCUGGUCAUUUCCUGUACUGUGUCCGCAGUCUCUGGUCAUCUCCU